AUUUGUCAAUAUAUAGUACAUGUUUUUAUGUAAAAUUUUCUACAAAAACAAACCAAUGCACAAUGACGCUGCUUCAUAACAACAACUGCGCACAACUUUCAACCAAUCACAGAAAAUGCAAAAACAGAAUAUAUUCAAUAAAUAGAGAACUGUUCUUUUAAAUUUUAGAUGCAAGAACGUGCCAGGAGCCCAUAGAUCUUAGAUUUGUGUGGUGAAUUACAAAUUGGAACCAUGCCGAUUUGAAAGCGAGAUCAUUCAUAAAAGAUCUCCUGGAUCACUUUGUAGUUUCUCCUAACAAUACACGCAUUUCAAUGAUGAGCUUUCUGGCUGGACGUGGAAUUUCUUGAUCCCAAUCAGUUUUAACCAAACUUUCUCAACCAAACAAGACCUGCAUACCGCUAUUGAUAAUGCUUCAAUUUCUUCUUAUAAUUCUUAUUGGUGGUAUGGUUCAGGGCCAUUGAACUUCGCUUACAAUGAAAUGUUUCAAGAGAGAAGUGGAGCUCGGAGCUCACAAGGUAUAAAGAAAAUACUCGUGGUAUUGGUAGAUGACUACUUAUAUUUCAAUAUUGAUCAAGCACAGAGACUAAAAAACAACGGCGUUAUAAUUUACUUUGUCGGCUUUGGUCCUUGGGCUUACGAAUAUCAAUUGAAUACACUGGCUUCAAAAAAAGAUCCCGUGUUUAUGUUAAUUAUAUCUGAAACACAUACUUCAACGACCACAAAAAUGUCCUGGGCUAUUUUCAACGCAAACUCCUUCUAUCUCUUGUGUGGAACAGAUGCAAUGGCAUUGGUAUUUGGGUAAAAUUUUGCGCAGCAAUACAAUUUAAUCGGCACCCAUCUCAUUGACGUGAGCUGCACAGCAAUCUACAACCAGACUCACGCGUUCAUCACGACUCCACUCAAUGGAUGUGGCACUAAGUAUUCUGAAACAAACCAAGAAAUAUUUUUCAGCAAUACAUUGACUUCCACAACACCAGUUACCCCAC
This is a messenger RNA of Xenia sp. Carnegie-2017, 986 nucleotides long. RefSeq lists its product as uncharacterized. The record is from RefSeq and is a predicted model, not a curated record. The transcript is spliced from 3 exons. Lineage: Eukaryota; Metazoa; Cnidaria; Anthozoa; Malacalcyonacea; Xeniidae. The coding region runs from base 479 to 802 and encodes 107 amino acids.